Glycine soja is the source of this 1183-nucleotide messenger RNA. RefSeq lists its product as uncharacterized. The coding region runs from base 265 to 906 and encodes 213 amino acids. NCBI's taxonomy places the organism in Eukaryota, Viridiplantae, Streptophyta, Magnoliopsida, Fabales, Fabaceae. The transcript has a single exon. The record is from RefSeq and is a predicted model, not a curated record.
CUCUCCAAUUCCUAUAAAACCCUCAUCCCUUUCCUUCCAUUUUUUCUCAUCAGGUUUUCUUGUUUCUGCGAGGCUUAAGAAACCUCGCAGAACCAAAGAAAACUCACUCUCACACACUUUGGUUCACAAAAACCUUUCACUUCUAUUUUCAAUCUUUCUAGUUCCUUCUCCCAUAUUAUAGUACCCUUUUAUCCCAAGUUACUUAAAUUUAAAACCUUUAUUACUGCUCAUACUUGUUUUUCGCUUUGUUAAGUUUUAAGAAAAAUGGAGGCACAUUCUCCAGUUAUAGCCAAGAAGCUAUGGAAUGUGUUGAGGAUCACCUUCUUCAUGAUCAGGAAGGGCUUGGUGUCAAAGAGGAAGCUGAUUAUGGACAUGAAUUUGAUGAUGAAGAAAGGGAAAUUGCUCAGAAAAUCUAUGAGCAAUUUCAUGUCAUCUCAUCACCAUCAUCAUUAUUCAAAGAGUUUGGCACGUGGUUAUGGCAUGCAGGAAUAUGAAUUCUCAUGCAGCAACAGUCCAAAUCCUGUUUUUUUCCAUGUGCCAAAGAGGAAGCAUCAUUUCAACUUCCCUUGCAUGAACACCCCAGAGGUUGUUGAAGAGCCUAAUAAUAGGCCUGUGGUUUUGGUGCCUAAUAAUAUGACACCUGAAUACACUUUCAACCUUAGGUUUGAUAAUAUUAAUGCAUCUGAUUUUGCCCCUGGGGAGAGGAAGAGCCCCCUCCUCUCAUCAUCAUCACCCUUCUCCGUGAGGAUCUCCAACUACUCAUCUGAGGAUGAAGAAAAUGAAGAACAAGAGGGUGGAAAUGGAAAUGGCCAUGUUGAUGAUCAGGCUGAGGAUUUCAUCAGAAGGUUCUAUGAACAGCUGAGAAUGCAAAGCCGCAUGCAGUUGCUGGAGUAUCAAGAGAUGUGAUUGUAAAGAAAAAAAUGACUUUUGUGCUUGUGCUCCUCAACUUGAUGAUGAUCAACAAGUUUAGCUAGCCAUUCCUGGGAUUAAUAUUUAAUUUGCUUUUGUUGAUCUUUCAAGUUUCAACUUCAUUGUUUUUUCCCAGGGAAAUUUGGCUGUCCUGUUUGUGGUCCUUGAAAUAUAUUUGAUACAUGCUGUAAGGAUUUUGAGCAAUGGAUAUACUUCCAUUGUGAUUCUAUUGGUUUUCAUAAUAUAAAAUUCAAUCUUUAUGUUUUCCUAGUAA